AUGGCCCCCGCGACCGCCAUAACCCUCUAUUCCACCCUCGCCCUCCUCUGCACCACCGCUUUCCUGAACGUGGGCGGCGCUUCACCGGUCCUCGACCCCGUGUCCUCGACACAGCACCUCCUGCAGCCCGAGCCCGAGCUCGAGCUGGAGCCAGAGCAUCAAGACCCAGCGUCCUACCCCCUCCACCCCAUCACCGACUCCCCCUCCCUCUCCCCCUCCUCCUCAGAGGAGGAAGCAUACAAAGCCCCCAGCUGGUUCGAGUCCACCCUCCUCGCCCGCCGUCUCCUCGCCCUCUCCCCCACCGGCACCGCCUCGACCAUCUUCCCCUCCCCCCUCCCCGCCCACAGCCGCGCCUACGCCCACAUCCCCGCGGAUGUCGCCGGCCACUCCAUCAGCCUGACCGAGUACCUGUCCGACUGCGAGCACGCGCUUUCCCCCACCUCAUCAUCAUCAUCCACCGAAAGCGAAAGCGAAGGACAAGACGAAGGCAACCCGAUCUUCCUCGCCCUCACCAUCGCCACAACCUUCCGCAACACGGCGCACGGGUCGAAUCUGUCCCUGUCGCUGUCGUGGUGGGACCACGUCAACCGCACCGAGCCCGUGUUCCCCGGGUUUCCGCUCAGUCCCGCGGGGUUGCCCCGCGUCACGCUCCUGGGGUAUGUGGAGGCGAUCGAUUUCGAGGCGGUGGCCCGGUCGACUGGUCGGGCCGAGGGGGCGAAGGAGGCGGAGGCGCGGCUGACGGAGUGCUAUCUGCGGGCGCAUCCGGAUGCGAAGGCGUGGUUGCCGGGCCGGAAGGGGGCGCCGCAUGAGAGCUUCUGGGCGCGGUUGGUGGUGGAGCAGGUUUAUUGGGUCGGGGGGUUUGGCGGGUUGCAGCAGAUUGGGUGGGCGAAUCUGUCGGAGUGGAGGGGCAUUGGGCGGUGGGGGUCGGCGGGGGAUUUGGGGGAUGGGAGUCGGAGGGGGUGGGAGGGGGUGCGGUUGCCUGGGGAGGAUGAGUAG
Messenger RNA from Aspergillus aculeatinus CBS 121060, 996 nucleotides. RefSeq lists its product as uncharacterized. NCBI's taxonomy places the organism in Eukaryota, Fungi, Ascomycota, Eurotiomycetes, Eurotiales, Aspergillaceae. The record is from RefSeq and is a predicted model, not a curated record. The transcript has a single exon. Bases 1 to 996 code for a protein of 331 amino acids.